UGCUGUAAAUCCGGUAUACCAUUAAUCGGUUGCGAAGGGUCUAUUGUUUGGAGACCUCGAAUAUUACGAACAAUUGCUUGUAACAUUAACAACAUCUCGCAUAUUAAGACGUUUUCAAGCAUGGAGAUGUUGUGGUAAUGGUGCAACAUGGGAUACAAUGAUAUUUCUAAAAGAUAUUGAACUGAUGGGACAAGCCAAUCCGCGUAAAAAAUGUUGCUCCUGUAAUUUAUGCUGCUGUUGUGAUUGUUGUAGUGAAGCUGCACAAUAUAUUGAAAUAAAAGGUUCAUUUGGUUCAGAACUCUUUCGUUUACCGAGGAAUGAGGUACCUGAUGCAUGUGUACAAAUACCAGGUGCUGCUGUAACAUUUAAAACAAAACAACCGCAAAGGACGACAAUUAGUCCCGAAAACUAUCCCAUAAGAAGUCAACCCAUAAUGUUGGAAAGUAUUUUCAAUUUAUUAUCACAUGAAAAUGGUUACAAAUGGUUAGAACAGAAACAAAAAAAAAUCACGCAAUUGAACGAUACAAAUUGUGAUGAAAAAACUUUAAUGGAAAGAAUGAGUAGAACACAGGUUUUUUCAUCACAAUUUGUAUCGUUCAAUUGCGUGAUUUUUUUUGGUUUCUGUUCUAACCAUUUGUAACCAUUUUCAUCUGAUAAUAAAUUGAAAAUACUUUCCAACAUUAUGGGUUGACUUGUUAUGGGAUAGUUUUCGGGACUAAUUGUCGUCCUAUAAUAAAUAAACCACAAAUACAU
This is a messenger RNA of Didymodactylos carnosus, 753 nucleotides long. The record is from the annotation of a GenBank genome assembly. Lineage: Eukaryota; Metazoa; Rotifera; Eurotatoria; Philodinida; Philodinidae.